Messenger RNA from Miscanthus lutarioriparius, 1098 nucleotides. The record is from the annotation of a GenBank genome assembly. Lineage: Eukaryota; Viridiplantae; Streptophyta; Magnoliopsida; Poales; Poaceae.
AUGGAGGCUCUCGCGGGCGCCGCAUCCUCCUCCACUCUCCCCGUGUGCCACCCGCCUUCCCGCGUGGCCGCGCAGUCCCUCGCGCUCCGCCCUAGCCGCUGCGGUCCCCUCCGCGCGGCCGGCGCCGGCGGUGGCAGUGGCAAGGACGACGCCCAGGCCGCCCCCGCCGCCAACGGGUCUCCCGUCCUCAAGCUGAAGAGCGAUUCUAGUCAAAAUGGAGUCCUACCGAUCACGGCUGACAAGUCGCAGAAGGCUUCAUCAACCAGCGUUAGUACUGACUCAAGUGGAUCCAGAGCUGGCCUGUUUAGAACACCGAUAUCAGGUGGUGUGCAGAGUGCAACUUCCGCUCACGGUCUACCUCCGCCAGCUUUGGCCGUUCGCAAUUUGAUGGAACAGGCGCGGUUUGCCCACCUGUGCUCUGUCAUGUCUGGCAUGCAUCACCGCCGUGCUGGAUAUCCGUUUGGUUCACUUGUCGACUUUGCUAAUGAUUCAAUGGGCCACCCAAUUUUUUCACUGUCACCCUUAGCAAUCCAUACGAGGAACUUACUCGCUGACCCAAGAUGCACUCUUGUUGUCCAGGUGCCUGGAUGGAGUGGACUGUCAAACGCGAGAGUCACCAUAUUUGGUGAUGUUUACCCUUUGCCAGCUGAACAACAGGAAUGGGCACAUAAGCAAUAUGUAGCAAAACAUCAGCAGUGGGCAUCACAGCAGUGGGGAAAUUUUUACUAUUACAGGAUGCACAACAUAAGUGACAUAUACUUCAUCGGGGGCUUUGGAACUGUUGCAUGGAUAGAUGUUAAGGAGUAUGAAACUAUUCAACCUGACAAGAUAGCGGUUGAUGGUGGUGACUUGCAAAGUUUAAAGGAGUUGAAUGCUAUUUUCUCUAAACCACUUCGAGAGGUCUUAUCAUCAGAAGGGGAGGUCGAUGAUGCUGCUCUUAUAUCAGUAGAUAGCAAAGGGAUUGACAUACGUGUUCGUCAGGGUGCACAGUUCAAUAUUCAGAGGCUAGCAUUUGAUGUCCCUCACAAGGUUGAGACUCUGGAGGAAGCCAAGAAAGCACUCCACAAGAUAAUCAAAGACAAGCAGCAAAUAAAGUGA